CUAUGGUAACAUUACAAACAGGUGACGCAUUUUAUCAAUUUCGUUGCAUGUCAAAAAGUACUUACAGACAAAGAGUGACUAUUAUUUUUAUUUUUACUCAAAUUAUAUAAAUUUUACGUGCAUAAUGUCUUCAAGAAAAAAGGUUCUUCUUAAAGUUAUUAUCCUUGGGGAUAGUGGUGUCGGAAAAACGUCGUUGAUGAAUCAGUUUGUCAACAAGAAAUUUUCCAAUCAGUACAAGGCUACAAUAGGCGCAGAUUUUCUCACGAAAGAGGUAAUUGUCGACGAUAGAAUCGUCACAAUGCAGAUUUGGGACACUGCGGGACAGGAGCGGUUCCAAUCAUUAGGAGUGGCGUUCUACCGUGGGGCGGAUUGUUGCGUCUUAGUUUUUGACGUAACUGCCCCCAACACGUUUAAGUCCUUGGAGAGCUGGAGAGAUGAAUUCCUGAUACAGGCAUCUCCGCGCGAUCCAGAAAAUUUCCCAUUCGUUAUACUAGGUAACAAGGUCGAUUUGGACAACCGCGCGGUGUCUGCUAAACGUGCACAGCAGUGGUGUCAAAGUAAAAAUGAUAUUCCAUACUUUGAAACGAGUGCCAAAGAAGCCGUGAACGUAGAACUCGCAUUCCAGACUAUAGCGCGUAAUGCCCUAGCGCAGGAGACGGAGGCAGAGCUUUACAAUGAAUUCCCAGAUCAAAUCAAGUUGAAUGCCAAUGACAAUGGGCGCAACAGGGAUGGAGACAACUGUGCUUGCUAGGUUUCACUGCAUCUUUCAUAUUGGCAAUACAUUGGUGUUCCCUUAUUAUUUUACAUUGAAUUGAAUAUUCUAUUUAUAAGUAAUGGUUAUUUUAAUAUUUUAUCAAUGUGUAAAAAAAUGUAUAGGAGUGAUAAAUCUUUCAUCUUUAUUUUUGUGAUUUGCUUAAUUAAUACAUGCAGGUGUGUGAGUUAGGCAAGACAAAAUAAAAAGAAAUGCUUCAUCACAUUGUUGAAAGAUGUUGUCAUGGUAGUAUUUAAUAUAUGAACCAAUUAUGAAGUACAACUUGAUCUGCUGCCUCAUUCCAUGAUAGCAAACAAAAGUUACGUGAUAAUAGCAGAUUGCAUCUGGACUGAUAGUAAAGUGGGAUUUAUGGUGAUAAGUCCUAUUUUUCUUGUUAUUAUACCAGAAGUAAAUAUUGCCAGUUUUAUUACAAGCUAAGAAUUGGAGUGAAUCUUUUGUUCAAGCUAGCUUCCUAACAGGCCAGAUGUAAUUGCUUACAAUUUGUGAGAGGCUACAGAUUGAAAAUUGUUAACAAAAAGAACAAAAACUUUUGUUUAACAAUAAUUUGAUUUGGUAUUCUUUUAUGUAUAAAAUAAUGUUACAUUUUAUAAUGCAUUAGAAUUAAAUGUUUAUAUUCUUUUGUGUGAUUAUUUAGUGAUAAAAAGUUGAGUUUUUAAGAAUUAGAGUUUUAUCAAUAAAAGUUUUAACAUUCAUUAUGUUAUUUUAGGAAAAAGAAAUCUUAAAUAAAAACAUUGUAUCAUAAUUACCCAGUGCCUCACUCCUUUUGUCAAAAUUUUGAUUUAAGUUAUUAAAAAUCUGCAUUUCAUAUGGUCAGGCAUUUUAUAUUCACUCAUUCCGAGUUUUAACUAUAUUAAAAAAAAUGUAAGUUUAGAUAAUUGGUAAACCAUGUGGAAAGGUCCUGUUUGGGUAGCAGUUAUAACUUUUACACAUUGUAUAGUAUUUGUAGUAAGAGGAUUCAUUAGAGGAUACAUAUGUACCGGUAUUCACAGUCAUUACUAUGAGUCUCACAGUGCGCUCGACCACAUUGCAUAGGUUCCACCAAUCAGAUCAUUGUAAAUUGACGUGACACAGUAAUCUGAUUGGUGGAACCUAUACUAUGCGUUCGCGAGCACUGUGAGACCUCAUAGUAAUGAUUGUGAAUAUGGGUAAUAGACACAACUGGACUGGCAUUCCUAGUGCCUAAAAGCUGGCAAAUCAAUGCAGUGGCAGGAGCCAGCUACCAUGGAAAACAAUUAUUGAUACUCAUGGACUAUUCCGCCCAGUUUAAUUGUCUUCCAUCUUUUAUCUUUCUCUGCAAAUUAUGUAAGAAAUUGUGAUUACAGUAUACAUAUAAUUUGAAAUGAUUACCAUAGUCAUUCCAGAUGUGUCACAUCCAAGAAAAUGUUUCCUGUAGGCCUUACACCAAUGCUUAACACUGUAGUUGUGAUAAUCACAUAACACAAUUGUUGUUAAUGGCUGAAAUUGUUGUAUUCUUGCUACAACAGUGCAUUUUAGCCAGUAACAAUAAAGUUAUAGUCACAUUAUAAAUGUCAAACUUUGGUGCUCGGGCCUUAGUAGUCAAUCUAUAAUAACUUGUAACUAUCAUUUGAUUGUAUAUUUAUUUAAUAGUUAUUGUCAUUUUUCGUGACCUUAAAUCCAGAUGUGGAAUAAUUAUUUUCGAUGGCCAAAAAUGAAACCACCAAAAAUAUAUAUACCUACUUAAUAUUAUUUACUUAAACUUUUAAUAUUGUCAGUUUCAAAAUUUUUGGAUAUUCUCAAAUUGAUUUUAUUUUCACCAGUUAUAUUAUAUGCUAAAGAUUUCUGUAUAUAUUUGAAUUUUAUAUAUUUAGAUAUAAGUAGUUAAUGAUAAAUAUUAACAAGUAUGCCUAUUAUAUACCUACGUUCUAAAGAUUACUCAGCAUUUGUAAGACACAUUGUUAUUUGAGUAAUAGUGCAACAUUAUAUGAUAGUGACAUCAUUAUUUUCAUGCUCAGAUACUCAUAAAUACUUGCCACUACUGCUCGUCCAUGCAAAACUAAGCAUAGCUGCAUAGACAGUGGUUUUAUAACAUACUUACAGAUAUCUCUAGAAAUAUAUGUACUAUUAAUGUAUCAUACUGUCUCAUGUAGCAUGGUCUUUGUGUUUUUACCAUAAGAUAGUUUAUAUGAAUGUAAACCUUAAUGCUCAGAAGUAACUAAUAAGCAGCUUAGGACAGCUUGAAUGUGUAAUGGGUAUUUUAGAUCUGUUUUGAAAUAUUCCGAAUAUGGCCUAUUUAUUUAAUUGGAAGAUGCCUUCAAAUAAGCUUAAAAGUAAAAUUAUAUACUCUUAAGGCUUAUUUCUUUAUAAACUAUCUUUAUCAGAAUUCUCGGAAUUGUUUUUUCACAGUUGUUUUGAGAAUUAUACCUAUCUAUUAUUAUUUGUAACUAUAUGAUGGUAUUCUAAAUUUCACUGUCAAGGGAAAAAAAGCUAUGUAAAUUUUAAGACCUAGUUAUACAAGGUAAUGAAAUAUGACAUAGUACGCUGUAAUAAUGGUUGCUUCUAAUUUUAUAUUAAUAAAUAAAAAUCACAUCCA
This is a messenger RNA of Maniola jurtina (meadow brown), 3323 nucleotides long. It is a transcript of the gene Rab7, whose product is annotated as ras-related protein Rab-7a. Bases 125 to 751 code for a protein of 208 amino acids. Gene Ontology annotation, cellular component: lysosome; late endosome; phagocytic vesicle. The transcript has a single exon. The record is from RefSeq and is a predicted model, not a curated record. Gene Ontology annotation, biological process: phagosome-lysosome fusion; endosome to lysosome transport. Gene Ontology annotation, molecular function: GTP binding; GTPase activity. Lineage: Eukaryota; Metazoa; Arthropoda; Insecta; Lepidoptera; Nymphalidae.